Molecule: messenger RNA, 3882 nt
Organism: Dipodomys spectabilis (banner-tailed kangaroo rat)
Lineage: Eukaryota; Metazoa; Chordata; Mammalia; Rodentia; Heteromyidae
Gene: Prrx1
Product: paired related homeobox 1
Exons: 4
Coding region: 4-741 (245 amino acids)
Biological process (GO): regulation of DNA-templated transcription
Molecular function (GO): DNA binding; DNA-binding transcription factor activity, RNA polymerase II-specific
Source: RefSeq, a predicted model, not a curated record
GCCAUGACCUCGGGCUACGCGCACGUCCUGGAGCGGCCCGCGGCGCUGGGCGGCCGGCUGGACGGCCCGGGCGGCCUCGACCCGCUGCAGGCCAAGAAGAACUUCUCGGUCAGCCACCUGCUGGACCUGGAGGAGGCGGGCGACAUGGUGGCGGCGCCGGCGGACGAGGGCGCGGGCGAGGCGGGCCGCGGCCUGCUGGAGUCGCCGGGCCUCACCAGCGGCAGCGACACCCCGCAGCAGGACAAUGAUCAGCUGAACUCAGAGGAAAAGAAGAAGAGAAAGCAGCGGAGAAACAGGACCACCUUCAACAGCAGCCAGCUGCAGGCUCUGGAGCGCGUCUUCGAGCGGACACACUACCCGGAUGCGUUUGUGCGGGAAGACCUCGCCCGCCGGGUCAACCUGACUGAGGCCAGAGUGCAGGUGUGGUUUCAGAACCGAAGAGCGAAGUUCCGCAGGAAUGAGCGAGCCAUGCUGGCCAAUAAGAAUGCUUCUCUCCUCAAGUCCUACUCAGGAGACGUGACGGCCGUGGAGCAGCCCAUCGUGCCCCGCCCCGCUCCCCGGCCCACGGAUUACCUCUCGUGGGGGACAGCCUCUCCGUACAGCGCCAUGGCUACUUAUUCUGCCACAUGUGCCAACAAUAGCCCUGCACAGGGCAUCAACAUGGCCAACAGCAUUGCCAACCUGAGACUGAAGGCCAAGGAAUAUAGUUUACAGAGGAACCAAGUGUCAACAGUCAACUGAGGAAAACACAAUGAUUUAACAGGCCUAAGAAGAGAGCACAAACCACGAGACACCUGUCCUGCUCUGUCAUUUCUUCAUCCGCUGGAGGAAAACAAGUAUAAACAAACAAAAGACAGAACUAAAAUAUUGGGACCAUGGCAGAGAAAAGCAGGAGAGGAACAAAAUGAAAAUUAGUUAACAAAUGUACCUCUUCUCUCUGGAACACUACCACCAUUUGUUUCUCUGUGUGUUUAUUUCAUUUUUUCUUUCUAUUUAUGCUUUGCUUCAUAUACUCCAAGCUUCAUCAGUUAGGUCUAGCCCACCCACUCUCAUAAUUUGUAUGAGGUUUAAAACAAUGUGCAGUAGCCAAAGAAAUCCUAUAUAUACAUAUAUCCAUAUUCAAAGCGAUUAACCUGUAAUUUCUCAUCAACCUGUUUGACCUCAGUGCCUUACUCCAUCAUCUUCCCAGUUCCCCCUCAGAACGUUGGAAAAGCCAAAGUCUUUCUGAAGAAUCUAUGCCGGACAUGAUUGUCUUUCUCGUGGUCUCCACGUCUGUGGGUUAUGAGAAGGUUUUCCAAUCAGCUACUAGAAAAAAUAAUUGUGGACAAGUUCUGAUCAUUGGCCUAUUAUUGGAUGGACUGAUCAACCCAAUUGGCUCAAUCUGGCUAAUUCUAAGCUGUAAACUCUACAUCUCGACCACAGAGUUAAGCUCUAAACUGUAGAUAUACUUCACACCUUCCUGCAAACAAUCAGCAGUCUUACGUGAAAAGACUGUUGGUUGUCUUUCAAGGAUUUGCUGUUAAGGGCUAUUUGAUGGAGAAAAUCCUUUUUUUUUUUUUUCACUUGAGAGGGACAGAAAUUUCUUCAGGAAAAUGAAGACUGAAUUGUGAAAUGCAUGGCCUACAUCUCUUUGGUGCCUUCAGUGUAGUCAGACGCACAUUUAUAUAUAUACUGUAUAUAUUUAUAUAUUUUAUAUAUAUAAUAUUGCAAGCUGGGGUUUGCAGUUUCUCAAACAUAGCAAAAAAGCAAAGCUCACACUUCCCCGUCCCCACUGCCACAGCGGUGGGACAUUAAUUAGGCAUCUUGCUUGUUUUCUUUUUCUACACAGAUGUUCUCAUUAAGGUGGUAGAGCAGUUGGCAAGGGUGUUGUUUGAGAACUAGGACUCCUCACCUUAGAGAGUUCAGUCACUAGAAGUUAGGUCUGACUAUUAAGAUGUCCUGGAGGUUGGUGUCAGAACGCUGAUGAAAUGCUGAUCCAUUCCGACCUGGCCAGGGAAUUCCACUUAAGAAGAGGAAAAGAUGUCCAGUCAUCUGCUCUUUCUCCACUCCCUGGAACUGUAACAGACAAAACAUACUAAACAUGUUCAAGUGGAGUACUUAACAGUUGGCUGUAAUUCCCAACAUUUUAAAUACAAUUAUGGACACACACACACACACACACACACACACAUAUACUUAGUAUUUUGAAAUAAAAUUUAGCCUCUGGGGUGAGAGAGCCAGCUGAGACUUCUUUGCUUCUUCUCUCUGUUCCCAGACCUGCUUUCCUAACUUACUUGCCAGGUGCAUUGGAGCAUGCUGUGCCUUAGUUUACCUGUUCAUAAAAGAAGGGCUUGGCAAUUCUUACCUACCUCACAGGGCUGUUGUGAGGCUGUAUUCAUCUUUGCUUUCCUGUGUUCUCGGUGUGGCCAGCACUUUGUAGCCAUGGGAAGAAGGGACUGUAAAGGUGUACAGUGCUAACCAAUGGAAUGAUAGGGUAUCUGGAAGGCUUGUCUUCUAGCAAGGGAAUGCUACAAUGUUGUACAAACUCACAAUCUUGUAUUUGGAAAUGAGAAAUAGGUUUAUAUUUUUAGAUGUCUCAUAAAGUAUGCCAUCUGAUUAAAGAAUAACUAAGGACACACAGAAUAGACACAUUUUUAGCUUAUUCUCAUCCUGACCAGCUUGGUUCUAGUCAUUUCAAUUAUUAGUUGCUAGAAAGCUUUAGGUUGAUUUUGGCUAAAUAUACCAGCUUUGAACUCUGAGUGACAGGCAAGGAAUUUGGGGUGUAAGAUGCACUUUUAAUGACUAUUAGUAUUUCUGAUCAGAUGGAGCUGACAGUAACUUUGUUUUCAAUCUAACAGCUACCAGUCUGAGUAUGUAUUUCUAACGAUUCUGAACUUCUUUCAGUAAUAAGAAGGGCAUCCAUCUUUUGCAUUUAGCUUUCACCACUGACUCUUAUUUUAAUGAAAACAUUUUUUAUGGAGGUUCAUGUAAAACACUGUGCAGCAUGCACUAUUUGCUUCUAAGAAAUCUCCCAUUUGUUGUUCUUUUGUCCCAUUGAUCACUGUGGCUUAUCAGGUUUGGAAGGAACAGUAUAUCCUUGAAGAUCAAAACAUUCUUUGACUUGAGAAGUGAGUGUAAUCCAAACUUUAGGGGGUUGGAGUUUAAAGAGAGGCUUUGGGUUCUGGAGAGCAGGCACAAAUCACACGUGCAAAGGGUUUGCUCAGAAGAGGUGACUCUUAGAAGCAGGAGAGGAAAGGUAGAGGGUCAUGUGAAACAAGUCAUUUGAAACCGUCACAAUGACACCCAUGUCCAGUGGCCAACAGAAAAGUUUGUGCCUAUAAACCCUAACAGUCGGGAAAACCUUCAUCUCGUGCCUUGGACAAGCAAUGUCUGGAAAUUUCUCAGAGCAAUGGUGCUGGCUAGUCACGAGAAUGCUCACUGCUGGUAGGUCAGCGCACGAGCAUCUAUUAUCUGAGCAUGUGAUCAAGAAGUACACAUGGCGUCCUAGCAUUCACUUUGGUCUGCUUAUUAUUGAUCUAGAAACAAGUUGGAUAAGUGAUUUGGAGGAGUCGACUUCUGUCCCUGCAGCCAGGCAGCAGAAGAGGGUCCCAGUGCCCCAGACUGCAGGCACAGCCCUAUUCUUCACCAGCAGCAUUCCCAGAUGCAGAUGAAUACCUAUGAACGAUCUGUGCCCCCAGUUGCUCCCUAAACAUGCUGAUUUGUAGGGCACUUGGCAGAUUAAGCCAGAAGAGGUGACCUAAUUAAAAGAAAAAUGGAAUGAAUAAAGAUCUCGUAAGAAAUGUAAUAUGUAAAUUAUAUCUUGCUUUAUGAUGUAAAAUAUACAUUGUUUGCGCUAGAGUAGAAAUGAUUCCUUUUCAAUAAAAUGAAAGAACAAUGCAGUCA